Messenger RNA from Telopea speciosissima, 507 nucleotides. RefSeq lists its product as uncharacterized. The coding region runs from base 8 to 451 and encodes 147 amino acids. The record is from RefSeq and is a predicted model, not a curated record. The transcript has 2 exons. NCBI's taxonomy places the organism in Eukaryota, Viridiplantae, Streptophyta, Magnoliopsida, Proteales, Proteaceae.
UUCAACAAUGGUGGAUCAUCAAACAGUUUGUUGUAUGUGCGGUGACGUUGGAUUUCCUGAUAAGAUCUUCCACUGCAACAGAUGCCGUUAUCGCUUUCAACAUUCGUAUUGUAGUAACUACUACAAUGAAUCGUCGGAGAAGAUCGAAAUGUGUGAUUGGUGCCAGAGCGAAGAGAGAAGCGGAAAGCAUGGAGGUGGGAUGUCUUCCUCAAGGAGGUCAGUUGCAGGACAGGAUGGUACUGGUGUGUCCAUCCACAUGAACAUGAACAUGAACAGGUCGUCGGAGUAUAGCGGAGGGGGGAGGAUAAAGCAGCAGCAGAACGAAAGAGAAGACACCACCACCACCACCACCGACAAAGCUGGGAAGAGCACGAGUAGUGGUACUACUACAGCACCUUCGCCGAGGCACAGUGGACGGAGAUACAAGCUUCUCAAGGAUGUAAUGUGUUGAUCAGAUACUUGUGUUAACGUGUGUGCAUGUCAGUGAGCUUUAAAUUAUAAAUUAUA